UGAGGUAAAGCGGAGCGCGUGGUGGGGCGCCGUGGCUGCUUCGGCGGCGCAUGGAGGCGAUGCCUUGCCGCGACCGGCGCGUGGUGGGCCCGGUGGGGGUUCCGGCAGCAGAACCCGGGAUGCCGGCGAGCGGCGAGGGCGGGCAGCGACAGCUGCGCUUCGCCGAGCCCGGCCCGGGCAGCGGCGACAGUCCGAGCCCGGAUAGCAGCGGCAGCGGCAGCGGCAGCGCCGAGGGCAGCAGAUGCUACUGCGCCGGCGGGAACGGCUGCUGCGCCGGCGGUGGCGGCGGCGGCGGCGGCGGCGAGGGGGACGCCGAGGCGGCCACGACGACGACGCCUCACGAGUGGCGGGGGUCGGGGUCGGCCCAGCUGAAACUGCUGCCCAUGAACGACCAGAUCCGGGAGCUGCAGACUAUCAUCCGCGACAAGACAGCCAGCAGAGGUGACUUCGUAUUUUCUGCUGAUCGCUUGAUCAGACUCGUAGUUGAAGAGGGAUUAAAUAGACUACCCUACACAGAAUGCACAGUGACCACUCCAACAGGGUACAAAUAUGAAGGAGUGAAAUUUGAAAAGGGAAACUGUGGGGUCAGCAUAAUGAGAAGUGGGGAGGCCAUGGAACAGGGCUUGCGCGAUUGCUGCCGAUCUAUACGAAUAGGGAAGAUCCUGAUCCAGAGCGACGAGGAGACGCAGAGAGCCAAAGUGUACUAUGCAAAAUUUCCGCCGGACAUCUACAGAAGGAAAGUCCUCCUCAUGUACCCCAUUCUGAGCACUGGCAACACUGUGAUCGAGGCCGUAAAGGUCCUCAUAGAACACGGGGUUCAGCCCAACGUGAUAAUCCUGCUGAGUCUCUUCUCUACCCCCCAUGGUGCCAAAUCAAUAAUCCAGGAAUUUCCAGAUAUCACAAUUUUGACAACAGAGGUUCAUCCAGUCGCUCCUACACAUUUUGGGCAGAAGUAUUUUGGAACAGACUGAAGUACUUAACCCAUUUGUGUUUUGUUACUGUAAGAUAUUACACCAUUUUUCUACAUUUUAUAAUUUGAAGUCGAGGUAUCUAUGGGAAUAUUUAACAUCUUUGGUUUUGGUUUUGUUUUAUUUUUGUCCAGAGGUGGAAAUAGUUGACCUGCACUAAUUUUUUUAUUUAAAUGGAUAGAUACUUGAUCUUAAGUCUAGCUUUUGUUUUAAUAAUGAGAUGGGGCAAUAAAGCAGACCACAGACGUCUAAUGUUGGGCUAUUCAAAUUGUUGCCCUCUACUUUAUUUAUUCUUUGUCGCCAAUUUGGCUGAUUGCAACGGUAAAAUAAACUAACUGUGAAGGCA
Messenger RNA from Pseudonaja textilis, 1314 nucleotides. RefSeq names its product uracil phosphoribosyltransferase homolog (gene UPRT). Lineage: Eukaryota; Metazoa; Chordata; Lepidosauria; Squamata; Elapidae. The record is from RefSeq and is a predicted model, not a curated record.